AUGUGCUCAGUGGCUGAGCAGACAGCUGAGGAGCUCCUUUAUGUAUUAUUUUCACCUGUUUACAAAAGUAAUAUUCUUGUGAAAAAUUCAAAUAGUGUACAAAGUAAAACUACAUCAUGUUCCCAUCCAGCUGGGCCUGGAUUCCUGAGAAGGGUUGGGGCUGAGUUCCACCCUCCAUCUGGGGUGUUGCUUCGUUUCCCAUCCCCGAAGUCACCGUGCUCACCCUUCCCCACUGCAGGGGGUUGCUUUGGCGGGCCUGGGGGCUUUUGCUCCCUGAGACCAGGUCCCUUUAUAGCCCACCCUCUAGUGGGCCCUUCGGGUCACUGCAUGCUGCAUGACCCCAGCCAGCAAGGUGAAACCAACGAAGAUAUGCCUCAAGGGUAA
This is a messenger RNA of Rangifer tarandus platyrhynchus (Svalbard reindeer), 384 nucleotides long. NCBI's taxonomy places the organism in Eukaryota, Metazoa, Chordata, Mammalia, Artiodactyla, Cervidae. The record is from the annotation of a GenBank genome assembly.